Messenger RNA from Besnoitia besnoiti, 1113 nucleotides. RefSeq lists its product as uncharacterized. The record is from RefSeq and is a predicted model, not a curated record. Gene Ontology annotation, cellular component: EMC complex. Gene Ontology annotation, molecular function: carbohydrate binding. NCBI's taxonomy places the organism in Eukaryota, Apicomplexa, Conoidasida, Eucoccidiorida, Sarcocystidae. The coding region runs from base 1 to 1113 and encodes 370 amino acids. The transcript has a single exon.
AUGUUGCAGCAGGGGCCGUUCGCCCGUCCUGCGUGCGGCGCGGCGCCUCGUCACGUCGCGGCGCUUCCUCAAGGUGCGGGUGCCUUGAAUUUGCAUCCCAGUCCGCAGAUGUGGCUGUCUUUUUGUAGGUAUCAAACGCGAUCUGCUUCCGCGCGGAUGUUGAGGGCGGCAACCGCGGAAGCGCACGAAGCCUGCACCGCUUGUCACACGCCAAGUCAAGCUACCCAGCCACGUUCGCCUUUACGGAUAUCGGGAUCCUCUUCAUGGGUAUUGUUCGCAGUCACGUUCUUCAUGUCUCUUGCCUCUGGUGAUGCCACGGGCGCUUCUUAUGCCCAAGCCGUGUCUCCGCCGUCUUCUCGCGCCACUGAGACUGUCGCCGCUGCUCCCUCGUCUCUGGUUUCUGGGCGUGUGUUUGUCCCGCCCCACCUGCUCUCUGGCGUCCGCAUUUCCGUAAAUGGCGAUCUCUUGUCUCUCAGUCCUUCUUCAUCGGGGGAUUUUGUCCUCCCCCGUCUCCCCGUGGGCUCCUACGUCGUCCAACCCUCGCACCCGCUGCUGGCCUUUCCCUCGUAUCUCCUCACUGUCUCUUCCGCCUCUGAGUCACUGGCGGCUGCUCCAGCUGGUGACCAAGCUGCAUCUGCGCCCAAGGCGAGUGUGUACCUUCUCGGGGAGAGUUUCCGUCCGCUGACGCCUGAGGCGCCUCUGCCGCUGCCCUUGCGCGUCCUCCCCACAUCCGGCCCCCCUGCGUACUUCGUCGUCAAGCCUCCGUUUAGUCUGCUCUUUCUUCUGCAGCAGCCUCUUCUGCUCGUCGCAGCUGCGUGCUUCGGCCUCAUGUGGUGUCUGCCGAAGCUCCAGAAGUACCAGGAAGAGGAGGAGAGACGGCAGAAUCUCAUCGCGCAGCAACACCAGCAGGCGCUGCACGGGGCCCGUGGGGGGGGUCAUGAAGGCGCGACCGCGGUCGCGCGCCGAAGCGGCGCCUCUGGAGGCGCUUCCGCGAAUCUCUACGCGGACAGGACAGCUGUCGAGGGGGGACGAGGCGCGGGCGACGAAGACUGCUCGGCUUUUCUGAGAGGUCUCACAACUCUUCGUGAAGACAGACGAGCCGUGAGACACUGA